AGACAGCCCGCGGUGCCGCUUUGUGGACAACGACUCCCAUUGUUAUGGCGGGGUCGAGACAUGUAUCUUAUCUGAAUAUUUUGAUACUGUAGUGUAUUUCCCCAUAUUCUCGCGAUGAUUACAAAAUAAGAAGUUUCGGCGACAGAUGCUUUAAAAAAAAAAUAUAUAUAUAUAUAUAUUUUUUUUUACCGCCAGUGGCCACACAGACAAAAAAGCGCACCGGCGGCGUCUGGGACAUGCCAGUAGUUUCAGCUAUCACAGCUAUAGCGUGUGUUUACAAGUUAACCAGGAGUUUGAAGUGCAGGUGGAGUUGCAGCUUUUGUCGGGUUCUGCUUUUUGAAUCAUAAAAGCAAAGUUGACUAAAUAGAGGUGCUGCGCGUACCAGCCAGUUUUGAACAUUGACAACCACGCCAGUGACCUAGUGCAUGUGGAAUGGCAGCUUCCCGGCUGGUAAAAGGUAUUCUGAAGAACAAGAACAGCGGGACAGGCAUCAAAGUGGGCCCGUCCGAAGAAGUACCAGUAGAGACUUCAGAACAAGCGGCGCUUGGACUUCUGGAGGAUGACCCACAGAAGAAGUCACAGAAAUGGGACGAGAUGAACAUACUGGCAACGUACCACCCGGCAGACAAGGACUACGGGAUGAUGAAGAUCGAUGAGCCUAGCACACCCUACAACAGGAUGGUGGAGGACGAAGGGGCGCACAGCGACUCAGAGGGCAACGUGCCCAACGUGGAUGACCUGGCCUCGAAAUUGGCAGCAGCAGAGGGGAAGGAACCGCGCUUCAUGAGAGAGGAGGAGGAGGAGAGUAGUGAAGAAGAGGAAGAUGAACUAACCCCAGAGGAUCAAGUGAAAAAGAAGCAGUUUCAAAUGAUGAGGAAGAUGCAUUACAACGAGGGCCUCAACAUCAGGAUGGCCAGGCAACUCAUAGCUAACGAAUUGGCAGAAGAAGUGGACGAGGACGAAGAGAUGAGAGACGAAACGGAGGACAUCAACGUAGACUCGCCGCAAGACGCUCUGGAUUCCUAGAGGAGGACGCGCCACCUCUCCUGUCCCCAGCCUGUCUCGGCUUCUGACACAUUUAAGAGACACUUAGCCACACAGUGCCGGGCCAUAGAGCAGACGGACACCGCUUCACAAUCUUCCCUCAAACAACCCCUGUUCAUGAGUGCGUAUAUUUCCCAGUAACACUGAAAUGCUAAGCAUUUUGACCCUGCUGGUUGCUUCUCUUCAUUGCCAAGAGUCCCUCACAAAAAGUUGUCAUUGCCUCAAAGGAACCAGACCUCAAGGAACUGAGACCUAAAGACUGUUAUUAUCAGUGAGGACUCCUGCCUUGCUCGCUCUCUGUCCAUCUCUUUGUCCCGGCUUCUCCUGAGAAUCUGGUCGAAUGCUGUCAGAAAGAACAGCAGCACCCAUUGGAUUUCUCAUUGUAGAAAGUGGUGGAAUUUUUUGCUGACGGUGGUAGGGAGGUAGGAGGGUUUUGGUCUCUUGAUUUUUGUCUUGUUCCUUCUGUCCCCAUACCUGUUUUUGUUUAAUUUUUAAUUUGUUUUAACUACCACCAGAACCUUCAUUGGAGAAAUCUGAAACCUUGAUGAGCUAGCUGCUGUUUUCUUUUUCUUCGCAAUUUCCUCCUCCGUUCCAAUCUUGGAUUUUGUGUUAUCUGGAAUGGAUCUAGGAACGGCAGACUGCAUUUUUAACCAGCCCACGGGGCAUCUCGAUAUCUAAGGUGACCAGCAUUCGACUCAGUCCUACACAUAUUUACGCCCACUAUAGGAUUUGGUACAGACGCAUGUGCACUGACUAAUAGGAAUAUUCAUGUUUCCAACAACAUACCAUUAUCUUAAUAUGGUGGCUAAUGUACUGACAUUGACAGCUAAACCUAUUUAUUCUCAUGCAAUAAAAUUAUAUUCAUUUAUUAUGUAUUGCCUUGUGAUGACAAAUUAGGUCAUUUCACACAGGACUACUGCAUGUCAAAAUUGAUAUGCAGAUGGUCAGGUUUGCCAUUAUACUUAUGGAACCCAGCUGUAUUAAGCAUGGCUACUAAAGCCUUGUGGCCAUCAGCACUAAUGCGACAUUUGCUCACUAAGCUAAUGAGGGAUAGCAUUGGGGAAAUGAACCCCAGAGAAGGUUUGUACUACUGAUAAGCAGGGGUGUAUUUGCUAGGAACCAAACAGCUAAAAUGGCAAGGGAUUAAUCUGUACUUGUCCAAUAACAAAAUAUUUUUGCUCAUAGCACCUUGAUCUGCAUGUGAACUUUUGAGAACCACAGUCCUCCCAUGAUGACUAAGUUUCUCUUUUCUUUUUAUAGGCACAUAAGAAAAAAGAUAUUGUUUUAUCAGGACAUGUAGAGAUGGUUUCAUCUUUUCUUCUCAGAACUAGACUUGAGCCCUUUUGUUUCACCUGUCUAAAUGGCCAUAAGAGGCUAUCCAUUGGAUUCUGUCCUUACAAUCUCAAAAGCUCACUAUUGGAUCCUUUUGGAAAAUACAACACCCACAGGAAAUACUGACUGAUAUACUGCAUGACUGUUCCCACUUUGUUUUUUAGGUAUUUUUUAUCAUGUCUAUGUUAAGGGAAGAUUUAUUGACAAAAACCAACAAGUUAAUAUGAGUUAUCUUAACUUAUGACUAGCUUUUUGUAAAAAACAACAACUUGUAUGAUACCAACUAUUGGUCGAUAUUACAAGGCAUAUGUGCCUAUAUAAUGUAUUUAUGUACAUGUCUAAGUGAAUAGGCUACGCUCAAUUUUACCUGUGCAGUUCAACGGCUUGGAUUCCCCUGCCUAUUUGUUGUUUAGCUUAAUUUUUACCAUGUUUUCUUGACACAUUUCAGUUGAAUGCAUUCAGUUGAACUGACUAGGUAUCCCAGCCGCUUUCCCUUUCUUUACUAGGGACAGUGGACUAAGAUUCUGUCUCACAUGAUCAUUUAUCUGUCCCCAAAUAAUGGGGACUUUUUUUUUUUUGAGCUCUUAAAUGGGCAUGUUCUUAUAAGUGUUUUAUUUUUGUCUCACAUUAAAAUGUUGUUUUAUGGACCCAUUUGCUUUUUUUUUUUGUCUUGUUUAAUGUGGAACUUUGGCCCUUUGUUUAUUAUUUACUGUUUUGCAGAAAUGCCCAGUACUUCUGUGUGGCCACUAGAUGGCAGUAGUCUACAAUAAAUCUAACGUUCAUGUUGAAUGUAAUAAUUUAAGGGGAACUGCUGAGUAAAGGUUUCUAGUUCUC
Messenger RNA from Oncorhynchus kisutch (coho salmon), 3210 nucleotides. RefSeq names its product protein phosphatase inhibitor 2. Gene Ontology annotation, molecular function: protein phosphatase inhibitor activity. Gene Ontology annotation, biological process: regulation of signal transduction. Bases 433 to 1026 code for a protein of 197 amino acids. NCBI's taxonomy places the organism in Eukaryota, Metazoa, Chordata, Actinopteri, Salmoniformes, Salmonidae. The record is from RefSeq and is a predicted model, not a curated record. The transcript is spliced from 6 exons.